CAGAACUCAGAUCAACUCCUCUACUGAAGCUAAACUCUAGCUUUCACCAAGAAAGACUGUGACCGGAGCAGCAGAGACACGCUACAAGACAAGAGAUCAACUCGAUCAGAAACGGUUUCUCGAGCUCAAACUCUACGACUAAAGGAAAACUUUCUCAACAAGACUUAAGGAAAAACUAGAAUCUAUUUUUACAAGGAAGAAAAGAUGUCUGCUGGAAUGAAGAAAAUGAUUUUGCUGCCUUUCCUGAGCAUCAUGCUCUCAUACAUGGUUGCAGGUCAGGAGUGUAGCAACCAGUGUUCGUGCCCCUCCACUCCGCCCCAGUGCCCCCCAGGAGUGAGCUUGGUACUGGAUGGCUGCGGCUGCUGCAGGGUGUGCGCCAAACAGAUGGGGGAACUCUGCACUGAGAAAGACUUCUGUGACCCACACAAAGGCCUCUACUGUGACUUUGGAGCGCCCAUCAACAGACGCAUUGGAGUGUGCACAGCUCGAGAGGGAGCCACAUGUGUUUUCGGAGGCAUGAUGUACAAGAGCGGGGAGACUUUCCAGAGCAGCUGCAAGUACCAGUGUACCUGUCUGGAUGGAGCCGUAGGCUGUGUUCCUCUUUGUUCCAUGGACAUCAGGCUGCCCAGCCCAGACUGCCCCAUGCCGAGACGCGUCAAGGUGCCCGGGAAGUGCUGUGAGGAGUGGGAGUGUGACAGACACAGUUUCAUGGGCUCUGCUUUGGCCGCCUACAGAGAGGAGGAGACUUAUGGCCCAGAUCCUUCCUUGAUGAGGGAAAACUGCUUGGUUCAGACUACUGAAUGGAGCGCAUGCUCUAAGACUUGUGGCCUUGGGAUCUCCACAAGGGUCACCAAUGAUAACCGUGAAUGCCGCCUGGAGAAACAGACCCGGUUGUGUAUGGUGCGUCCAUGCGAGUCACAGCUGGAGCAGAGCAUUAGGAAAGGAAAAAAGUGCAUUCGUACCCCCAGACUCUCAAAGCCCAUGAAGUUCGAGAUCUCUGGCUGCACCACCACCAAGUCCUAUAGGCCAAAGUUCUGUGGCGUCUGCCUGGAUGGACGCUGCUGCACGCCCCACAGAACCACCACCCUGCCCAUGGAGUUCAAAUGCCCUGACGGACAGGUGAUGAAGAAGCACAUGAUGUUCAUCAAGUCCUGCGCCUGUCACUACAACUGCCCCGGGGAGAACGACAUCUUCGAGUCUAUGUAUUACAAGAAGAUGAUGGGAGACAUGGCGUGAGCCACUAAAGGACGAUCCCAGUUUAUGACUUGAAAACAAACAGAACUCCAUCUCAUUUUGCAGCUCAGUAUAUAUGUUUUUUAUGUUUAGUUUUCUCAUUUUCUCAUUGUAAAAGUAUGGUCCAGACACUUGAUUAAGUGUCUGUGUGUUUUGUAUGGCUGGCGCACACCCAGCCACUUAGACUCAGACAGAGGGUUGCACAGCAGCUCCAAGAAAUUACUGCACUAUAACUUCUAUUAUUGACAAACCUGCUGUCAGGUUGCCGCCCAUUCCCUUUAAAAUCCCUUUUACAGACCCGUCCAUUUUACUGUAUGCAUUUGUGUACAUUAUAUAAACCUUGACGUCCUCUCUAAAUGAGGUGCCUAAUAAUUCCCCCCACCCUUCAAGUCCAGACCAGACCUGGAAACUCUAAGCAGCUGUAGAUGGAGAAUGCAGACCACAGCAGGCCAGUGUUCCCCUGUCCAAACAGGUCUGUGUGUGUGUGUGUGUGUGUGUGUGUGUGUGUGUGUGUGUGUUAGCACAGGCCUGAAUGUCAGCCUUGUCUCUGCGUCUACGCUGUUCACCAUACUCCCAGAGUAGAGGAAAGGUCAGAGUUUCCCCCCCAGCAUGUGGAUGAGAAAGCAAGCAGCGUGCUGAGUUUAAGGUUAGAUAUGGAACACAGUGGGCUUAUCCACCGCACUGAGAAAAAAAAA
This is a messenger RNA of Etheostoma cragini (Arkansas darter), 1928 nucleotides long. RefSeq names its product cellular communication network factor 2a (gene ccn2a). The transcript has 5 exons. Lineage: Eukaryota; Metazoa; Chordata; Actinopteri; Perciformes; Percidae. Gene Ontology annotation, biological process: signal transduction; cell adhesion. The record is from RefSeq and is a predicted model, not a curated record. The coding region runs from base 205 to 1236 and encodes 343 amino acids. Gene Ontology annotation, molecular function: integrin binding; heparin binding. Gene Ontology annotation, cellular component: extracellular region; extracellular matrix.